Callorhinchus milii (elephant shark) is the source of this 6040-nucleotide messenger RNA. It is a transcript of the gene xrn1, whose product is annotated as 5'-3' exoribonuclease 1. The transcript is spliced from 44 exons. Lineage: Eukaryota; Metazoa; Chordata; Chondrichthyes; Chimaeriformes; Callorhinchidae. Gene Ontology annotation, molecular function: 5'-3' RNA exonuclease activity; RNA binding. Gene Ontology annotation, biological process: rRNA catabolic process; nuclear-transcribed mRNA catabolic process. The record is from RefSeq and is a predicted model, not a curated record. The coding region runs from base 15 to 5498 and encodes 1827 amino acids. Gene Ontology annotation, cellular component: nucleus.
CGCCUCAGGAAAACAUGGGAGUCCCCAAGUUUUACCGCUGGAUAAGCGAGCGGUACCCGUGCCUGAGCCAAGUGGUGAAGGAACAUCAGAUUCCGGAAUUUGACAAUCUUUAUCUGGAUAUGAAUGGAAUUAUCCAUCAGUGUUCUCACCCAAAUGAUGAGGAUGUGCACUUUCGAAUCUCUGAGGAAAAGAUAUUUGCUGACAUUUUCCACUAUGUGGAAGUUCUGUUUCGCAUCAUUAAACCCAAAAAGACCUUUUUUAUGGCAGUCGAUGGUGUGGCUCCAAGAGCAAAAAUGAAUCAACAGCGUGGAAGGCGUUUUAGAUCAGCAAAGGAAGCAGAAGAGAAAAUUAAAAAGGCGUUGGAAAAAGGAGAAAAACUUCCUACAGAAGCAAGGUUUGAUUCCAACUGCAUUACUCCAGGGACUGCGUUUAUGGCCAGGCUGCAAGAACAGCUGAAAUAUUUUGUAAACACGAAGAUUUCAACUGAUAGGUCCUGGCAGGGUGUGGUUGUAUACCUGUCCGGGCAUGAGACCCCAGGAGAGGGUGAACACAAAAUCAUGGAAUUCAUCAGAGCUGAAAAAUUAAAACCUGAUCAUGAUCCCAAUACACGACACUGUCUGUAUGGACUGGAUGCUGAUUUGAUUAUACUUGGAUUAACAAGCCAUGAACCAAAUUUUUCCCUUUUGAGGGAAGAAGUUCGAUUUGGUGGCAAGAAAUCUCAGAGGAGGAUUGCUGCAGUGGAAGAAACCACAUUUCACUUGCUUCAUCUGUCCCUAAUGAGAGAGUACAUUGACUAUGAGUUUUCACCUAUUCGGGACAAAAUUUGUUUUGAGUUUGACCUCGAAAGGAUAAUUGAUGACUGGAUAUUGAUGGGGUUUCUUGUCGGUAAUGAUUUUAUUCCUCAUCUACCUCAUUUACACAUCAAUCAUGAUGCACUGCCUUUGCUGUACAAAACGUACAUUGAUGUCCUGCCAACCCUUGGAGGGUAUAUUAAUGAAGGUGGAACAUUAAACUUAGAGCACUUUGAGAAGUAUCUUGUAAAAUUAUCAGAGUUUGAUCGUGAACAUUUCAGUGAAGUUUUCGUUGAUCUAAAGUGGUUUGAAAGUAAAGUGGGGACGAAGUACCUCAAUGAGGCAGCCGGCAUUGCAGCAGAGGAAGCCAGAAAAUGCAAGAAGAAAAACAAGGUCCCAGAUGAUUCAUUAUUUUUAGCUGCGUUAGAUGAAAGUGACCACGAUGUUGAAGCAGAUAGUGUUCCCUCUACAAGCUGUAGCAAUGAACUCAAUCACAAAGAUGUGUCAGACAUUGAAGUUGAAGAUGAAGAUGACUUGUUUGAGACGGAAUUCAGACAAUACAAGAGAGUUUAUUACAUGUCCAAGAUGGGUGUUGAAGUUGUUUCUGACGAAUUCCUCGCUCAACAGGCAGAAUGUUACGUUCAAGCAAUACAGUGGAUUUUGCAUUACUACUACCAUGGUGUGCAAUCCUGGAGCUGGUAUUACCCUUUUCAUUACGCACCUUAUUUGUCAGACAUUCGGAAUAUCCGCAAGUUGAAGAUCAAGUUUGACAUUGGGAAACCCUUCAAGCCAUUUGAGCAGCUCCUAGCUGUCCUUCCAGCAGCCAGCAAAGAUCUUUUACCGAAAUGCUAUGAGUAUUUAAUGACUGAUGAAGAAUCUCCAAUCAUUGAGUACUAUCCUCCAGACUUCAGAACUGACCUGAAUGGCAAGGCACAGGAGUGGGAAGCUGUUGUUCUCAUACCAUUUAUUGAUGAGAGACUGUUACUGGAUGCCAUGGAACUACGUAAUAAGCAUCUCUCAGAGGAGGAGAAACAAAGAAAUAAGCAUAGUGAAUGCUUGAUGUUUUGUUAUGAUAAAGAAAUUGAUUUCAACUAUCCAUCAUUGUGGCCAGAAAAAUUUCCUAAUAUAGAACGAUGUCAUGCAAGGUAUAAAUUAAUCCCUAUGAAUGAGUGGCAUGUCGAUCCCAGCCAGAGCAUUAUGAGUGUGGUUGAUAAAGGUUCCUUGUACUUUUGUGGGUUUCCAACACUGAAUCAUAUUAAGCAUAAGUUCUUCCUCAAGAAGACUGGCGUUCAGGUAUUUCAACAGCCAAGUCGUGGAGAGAACAUGAUAUUGGAAAUAUUACCCCCCAAGCAAGAAGAGGAAAGUGUGGAUGAUAUUGCUCAGCAGGUGCUGGCAAAGCCUGUUUUUGUGAAUUGGCCACAUCUCGAAGAAGCUCGGGUUGUGGCAGUGUCAGAUGGUGAAACCAAAUAUUAUUUGGAUGAGCUCCCAGGAGUACAGAAGGUAUACAUGGGGAAAACACCACCACCUACUAAAGUGGCUUUCCUUAGAGACUCGGAGCAGACCAUGUGGAACAGAGAAGCACAGAAUAUAAGUGAAUCUUACUACAAAAGGAAAGGAAUCACAAUUAAUGAAACGUCUGUGAUUUUGUAUGCACAACUCCUUACUGGCCGUCGAUAUGUAUUUGGUCAAAAUGGUGAAGUUACCUUGAACAAGGAAUGGUCGAAGCAGAAUUUACCUUAUGCUUACCAGACCAUUGUGAAGAACAUAAAAGCAUUUGAUUCCAGUUUCUCGCACUUUAGGACACUCGAAGAGCUGUUCCCAUCCAGCAUUAAGGUCUUCAUGUUGGGAACUCCCUACUAUGGCUGCAUGGGAGAGGUUCAGGACUCUUCUGAUGUUAUCAAGGAUGGUAGAAUCCGUGUGGUGUUUAACGUUCCCUGUGAACCACAACUGGAUGGAAUCAUACAAAACCAGCAUAAAUAUACCACAAAAUAUAAUCCUGGAUAUGUCUUGGCCAACCACCUUGGAGUUAGCGGAUACCUUGUGUCGAGGUUAACGGGGAGUUUGUUUAUUGGCAGAGGAUCAAAAAGAAAUCCGCUUGGAGAGCAAAAGGCAAACGUGGGGCUGAAUUUGAAAUUCAACAAGAAGAAUGAAGAAGUUCCUGGCUACACAAAGAAAGUUGGCAAUGAGUGGUUGUACUCUGCAGCAGUUGAACAGAUACUAUCUGAAUAUCUUGAAAGAUUCCCAGAACUAUUCAUUCACGUUGCUAAAAAUAGCCAGGAGGAUGUGUUUUAUGAGGAUAACAUAUGGGCUGGAGAGGACGAGAAUGGGGCUGAAAAGGUGCAAGAGAUUGUUGCCUGGUUGAAAAUGCAUCCGGUCAGUAGCUUAUCCAGAACAUCAUGCGACCUAAAUGUACUGGAUUCAGCAAUUGUUGAAAAGAUUGAAGACGAAGUGGAAAAUUGCAAGCAGAGGAAAAGUAACAAGAAAGUGAGGGUGACUGUGAAGCCACAUCUUUUAUACAGACCACUGGAGCAACAACAAGGGGUGAUCCCAGACCAGUUGGCAGAGUAUCAUUUAUUUGACCGUGUUGUGAAUGUGAGGGAGAACUUCUCUGUUCCUGUGGGUCUUCGAGGAACCAUUAUAGGAAUGAAAACAGCUGAGAGAGAAUCUGAUAUCUUGUAUGAAGUUCUGUUUGAUGAAGAAUUCCUAGGAGGACUUGCUAUGAGAUGCUCUCCUGGUCGGGGUUAUAGACUCCCCAAGUGUGCCUUAAUCAACAUAAGUCAUGGCAGCCGCCUGGAGUUUGGAGGCCAGAGACCACCACCGUUAUUAAAACCACAGCCAGCGCCCGGAUUUCAACACGCUUCGCACCCUUCCUCUCAGUUGGCCACUCAGAAAGUGUCAACAGGAGGCCUGAACCACUCGCCUCGCUCUCCAUUCGUCCUCACACAGCAGUUGAAUGGAAAGCAACAGUACCUCAGGUCAGAAUAUCAGGGAAAUCAAAUCAACCAUCAGAAAGCUAAUGGUGCAAAUGGUUUGAAUCGAAGUCAUGAGCAGAAGUGCAGAGGAGGAUCAGCCAAACUGGUUAAGCCUGAUGAUGAGUUUUCCAGUGUGUGGCAGUCACUACAGAGCGUUCCUGCAAAUCCUCAACAGAGCAACUCUCGUGCUGCAGAUUUCACAUACAAACCCCCUGCAGGCCAGCAAGACAAAGUUAUGUCUCCUCAAAGGACUAACAAGUCCUUUGGUCUACCUCAGCACGACAGGUCUGGAUCAGCAUCUGGCCAUCAGUCGCAAAAGGCCAAUUCCACUGAAAAUAAAGUGCAACCUUUCAAGACAACGGGGCAACCAAAACAAAGAUGGGUUCCAGCAGAGCAGCCAGCAUAUAACCGAACAGCAAAGGACAACUGUGAAAGCUUGAAGGGAAAAAGUUGGGGACCUGACCACUCUGGGCAGCCACAGCAAUCUGACUUCAAAACACAGAAUAAGCAGGAAUACGGGAGCCAGGGCAAAGCAAACCUGAAGAUUCUCAAGAGGAAUGAGGAGGGACCGAAUCCAGCAAUGGGACCAUCAGAAUUUGAGGAACUCUUCUCCUCAUUAAAAAUGCCAAGUGGACAGUCGGGAAAAGAGACGCAAGGCUCUCAGCAAAAAGACAGCCAGGGAAUUACCGGAGAGCCGCUGUCUCCACAGUCCUUUGCCAUGAAAGGAACACAGAUGCUGAAGGAGAUUUUGAAGAUAGAUGGCGCCAGUUCAUUCCCAGAGAAAGAAGGCAACACGUCUUCCACUGUUCAGCAAAGUGAUUCUCUGCCUUCCCCCGCUCCUCACCGAGGAUAUUCAUCCCACCAGCGUUCAGUUAAAAAGCUCGCUGCCCAAAUGAACAAACCUCAGGGUCCACAAGGUGGAGAAACCACAGGGCAGUAUCGGGGACAACAACAGCCAUCUCUAUCUACCCCCGCCUCUGAGUUACUUCUCGUGUGUGCCAGGUUUGGUCUUCCACAUCCAGAGGUCUCUUUCAUCAAGACCCCGCAGGGCCUGAUAGUUUGCCAAGUAAAGUUAGCCAAUGGUUUGCUUGUCCAUGGCCCUCAAUGUCAGUCAGAAAGUGAGGCCCAGGAAAAGGCUGCAGUGUUCACAUUACAAAGACUGAAUGCAACGGCACAGAAUCUCUCUCUACCUCCCGCAAUCUUUCCCAGUUAUCCAUCAGUUGCAGGAGGCUUGCCAGCUCCAGCUAUCCCCCCGACCUUCAGCCAUCCUUCUGGUACCAUCUUACCACCACAUGGGUUUGCUCCUGUGCCUUGGACAGCUUUGAUCCCUCCUCAGUCCUACAACAAUUACCAGGUCCCAUAUUCAGGGGGGAUCUGUCCUGGAGGAGUACUGAUUGGUACCCACAAUCAAUUUGUGCCUUUGCAGGUGACUAAGAGGAGGACGUCCUUUAAUAAAAUGUACGACAAUUCCGCUCAGCAAAGGUUUCCUCAGCAAAAUGAAUCCGCAACCACUCUGGAGUUCACGAACACAGCCUUACACGGGCCCACAGCUGCUCUCACACCCUCUAGAAACUUUUCCCAAUCUGGUCAAAUGACCUUUGACUCCCAGAGCAAAGCAGCUAACCAGAGUCCCAGUCAACCCCGAACACAGCAGCAGUUAGCACCAGGUUCUGGUGGCAAACGUAAACCGAGGAAGCUGGCUGUCAACUUUGGAGCACCCCAGCCUCCCCAGUAGUUAAGGUUGGCUGACAUCAAGAACCUGUGUGAGGAAUGCAGGCGGGCAAACCUUCUUCCUGAACGUUCCGCAACACAGUGCUUUGGAGUACUGCCUUGGACAAUUCUCUUUGCCAAAUCACUUGAUGCUGCAGCGUGAUAUUUCAGCCGCAGCUAACGCGUGCAGCUACAAGUGCUCCGGGAUUAAAAACUCAUGGUUAAUCCAGGAAACCUCAAUGAUUCCCAAUGUUAGGUGUGUUAGUGAUGUGCUUUCUCAAGGGGUAAGAAGCUCUGUUAAUUCUUUGAUUGCCAGAACUCUUAUAGUUAUAGAAGGGACCAGGAGAUAGAGAUAUAGCAAGAUAGAGAAGGAGGGAAAAACAAAACUACCUCUGACAGAUUGCAAAGAGAGUGCUGAGGGGGAUGGUAAGCGGGGCCAACUUGGGACUGAGCUGGCUCCAAAGUGACGUGCCUGGGAACAGAAUCUUGGAAUUGAGUCAAUCCUCUGCGACCAUUACUGUUGUCUGUUGUCCAUUACUCCUUGGCACUGCCUCUGACUGACCAGCU